Messenger RNA from Canis lupus familiaris (dog), 11756 nucleotides. It is a transcript of the gene TLN2, whose product is annotated as talin 2. Gene Ontology annotation, molecular function: actin filament binding; integrin binding; structural constituent of cytoskeleton. Gene Ontology annotation, cellular component: cytoskeleton; focal adhesion; plasma membrane. The coding region runs from base 330 to 7838 and encodes 2502 amino acids. The transcript is spliced from 58 exons. NCBI's taxonomy places the organism in Eukaryota, Metazoa, Chordata, Mammalia, Carnivora, Canidae. Gene Ontology annotation, biological process: cell-cell adhesion. The record is from RefSeq and is a predicted model, not a curated record.
GGAGCCAGCGGCGGCGGCAGCGGCUGAGGCGGCUGCGGGAGCGGAGCGGUCGCCGGGCGCGCGGGGGGACGCCGGCUGCACUCCGGGGCAGGCGCUCUGCAAUGAGACAGUAAAUGCAUCCCCCGCGCACUGCUGUAGGGUAACACCUGGAUUGGGUUCCCAGACCCUUGGAUGUCUUGCUGCCCACAAAUUCCUGGAUCAACUUGUUGAAAACUGUAUUGCUGCUGAAGGCUUCUCAGAUGCUUUAGGAUAUCUUCAGGGAAAUCAACUCUUUACGUAAACUGAGAAUUCAGACAUUCUAAGUGAGAAUCUUCAAACCAUUUAGGAAAAUGGUGGCCCUGUCCUUAAAGAUUUGUGUCCGCCACUGCAAUGUGGUGAAGACCAUGCAGUUUGAACCAUCUACGGCUGUGUAUGAUGCAUGUCGAGUCAUUCGAGAACGGGUACCUGAGGCACAAACUGGCCAAGCUUCUGAUUAUGGGCUGUUUCUUUCUGAUGAAGACCCUAGGAAAGGGAUUUGGCUGGAAGCCGGCAGAACACUGGAUUAUUACAUGUUGCGAAAUGGGGAUAUUUUGGAAUAUAAAAAGAAACAGAGACCUCAGAAAAUCCGGAUGCUGGAUGGAUCUGUGAAAACAGUGAUGGUGGAUGACUCCAAGACUGUUGGGGAACUCCUGGUUACUAUUUGCAGCAGGAUAGGAAUAACGAACUAUGAAGAGUACUCUUUAAUCCAAGAAACGAUUGAAGAAAAGAAGGAGGAAGGGACGGGUACGCUAAAGAAAGACCGGACACUGUUGCGAGAUGAGAGGAAAAUGGAGAAGUUGAAGGCCAAGCUCCACACGGAUGACGACUUAAAUUGGCUGGAUCACAGCCGAACAUUCAGAGAACAAGGAGUAGAUGAACAUGAAACAUUGCUGCUUAGACGGAAGUUCUUCUACUCUGAUCAGAAUGUGGACUCGAGAGACCCCGUGCAGCUGAACUUGCUUUAUGUUCAGGCUCGGGAUGACAUCCUGAAUGGCUCCCACCCCGUCUCCUUCGAGAAAGCUUGUGAGUUUGGAGGAUUUCAAGCCCAGAUACAAUUUGGACCUCACGUGGAACAUAAACACAAACCUGGAUUCUUAGAUCUAAAGGAAUUCCUGCCCAAAGAAUACAUCAAGCAGAGAGGAGCUGAAAAGAGAAUAUUUCAGGAGCAUAAGAACUGUGGAGAGAUGAGCGAAAUAGAAGCCAAGGUCAAGUAUGUCAAACUCGCCAGAUCCCUCCGGACAUAUGGUGUGUCCUUUUUCCUGGUGAAGGAAAAGAUGAAAGGCAAGAACAAGCUGGUGCCUCGCCUGUUGGGCAUCACCAAGGAUUCAGUGAUGCGUGUGGAUGAGAAAACCAAGGAGGUGCUGCAGGAGUGGCCGCUCACCACGGUUAAGCGCUGGGCGGCCUCACCCAAGAGCUUCACCCUGGAUUUUGGGGAGUAUCAGGAAAGUUACUAUUCAGUACAAACCACUGAAGGAGAGCAAAUAUCCCAGCUGAUUGCAGGCUACAUUGACAUCAUCCUCAAAAAGAAACAAAGUAAAGAUAGAUUUGGAUUAGAGGGGGAUGAGGAGUCGACUAUGCUGGAAGAGUCGGUUUCCCCGAAAAAGUCCACCAUCUUGCAGCAGCAGUUCAAUCGGACUGGGAAGGUGGAGCAUGGCUCAGUGGCGCUGCCCGCCGUGAUGCGCUCAGGCUCCAGCGGACCCGAGACCUUCAACGUGGGCAGCAUGCCUUCACCGCAGCAGCAGGUCACGGUGGGGCAGAUGCACCGAGGACAUAUGGCCCCACUGACCUCAGCCCAACAGGCCCUCAUGGGGACCAUCAACACAAGCAUGCACGCUGUCCAGCAGGCCCAGGACGACCUCAGCGAGCUGGAUUCAUUGCCACCUCUCGGCCAGGAUAUGGCGUCACGGGUGUGGGUUCAGAAUAAAGUUGAUGAAUCCAAACACGAAAUCCACUCUCAGGUUGAUGCGAUCACAGCUGGAACAGCUUCAGUAGUUAACCUCACUGCUGGUGACCCUGCAGACACUGACUACACAGCAGUGGGAUGUGCAAUCACCACCAUUUCCUCCAACCUGACGGAGAUGUCCAAGGGUGUGAAGCUGUUGGCCGCUCUGAUGGACGACGAGGUGGGCAGUGGGGAGGACUUGCUCCGAGCUGCGAGGACCCUUGCAGGGGCAGUAUCAGACUUGCUGAAAGCCGUGCAGCCUACUUCUGGAGAGCCUCGACAGACAGUUUUGACUGCUGCUGGAAGCAUUGGACAAGCCAGUGGGGAUCUUCUGAGACAGAUCGGAGAGAAUGAGACCGAUGAGCGAUUCCAGGAUGUUUUAAUGAGUUUGGCCAAAGCUGUUGCCAAUGCUGCUGCCAUGUUGGUAUUAAAGGCGAAGAAUGUUGCCCAAGUAGCUGAAGACACAGUCCUACAGAAUAGGGUGAUUGCUGCUGCUACCCAGUGUGCGCUCUCUACAUCCCAACUUGUAGCAUGUGCCAAGGUGGUAAGCCCCACCAUCAGCUCCCCUGUGUGCCAGGAGCAGCUGAUCGAAGCAGGGAAGCUGGUGGACCGCUCAGUGGAGAACUGUGUCCGCGCCUGCCAGGCAGCCACUGAUGACAGCGAGCUCCUGAAGCAGGUCAGCGCAGCAGCCAGUGUGGUCAGCCAGGCCCUGCACGACCUCCUGCAGCAUGUACGACAGUUUGCCAGCCGAGGCGAGCCCAUCGGCCGCUACGACCAGGCCACCGACACCAUCAUGUGUGUCACCGAGAGCAUCUUCAGCUCAAUGGGCGAUGCUGGUGAAAUGGUACGCCAGGCCCGGGUCCUGGCACAGGCUACCUCAGACCUCGUCAAUGCCAUGAGAUCAGAUGCAGAAGCUGAAAUCGACAUGGAAAAUUCAAAGAAGCUCCUGGCAGCAGCAAAACUCCUGGCUGACUCUACUGCUCGCAUGGUGGAAGCUGCAAAGGGGGCUGCAGCCAAUCCAGAGAAUGAGGACCAGCAGCAGAGACUGAGGGAAGCUGCAGAAGGUCUUCGAGUGGCAACCAAUGCCGCUGCCCAGAAUGCCAUCAAGAAAAAAAUUGUCAACCGCUUGGAGGUGGCAGCUAAGCAGGCUGCAGCCGCGGCCACGCAGACCAUUGCUGCCUCCCAAAACGCAGCAGUGUCCAACAAGAACCCUGCCGCCCAGCAGCAGCUGGUGCAGAGUUGCAAGGCGGUGGCUGAUCACAUCCCCCAGCUGGUCCAGGGAGUGAGAGGGAGCCAAGCCCAAGCAGAAGACCUUAGUGCCCAGCUGGCUCUCAUCAUCUCCAGCCAGAACUUCCUCCAGCCUGGAAGCAAGAUGGUGUCCUCUGCUAAAGCAGCAGUGCCCACUGUGAGUGACCAGGCUGCAGCCAUGCAGCUGAGCCAGUGUGCCAAGAACCUUGCCACCAGCUUGGCGGAGCUGCGUACUGCCUCGCAGAAGGCCCACGAAGCCUGUGGUCCUAUGGAAAUUGAUUCUGCCCUGAGCACCGUGCAGACACUCAAGAAUGAACUGCAGGAUGCCAAGAUGGCUGCUGUGGAGAGUCAGCUGAAACCACUUCCGGGGGAAACGCUGGAAAAAUGCGCUCAAGACCUAGGAAGUACAUCCAAGGCAGUGGGCUCCUCCAUGGCACAGCUCCUGACCUGUGCUGCCCAAGGCAAUGAGCACUACACAGGAGUGGCCGCAAGAGAGACAGCCCAAGCUCUGAAAACACUGGCCCAGGCUGCGCGUGGAGUGGCCGCAUCCACAAAUGAUCCUGCAGCUGCCCAUGCCAUGUUAGAUUCUGCUCGAGAUGUGAUGGAAGGCUCCGCCAUGCUCAUCCAAGAAGCCAAGCAAGCCCUGAUUGCACCUGGGGAUGCUGAGAGUCAGCAGAGACUAGCCCAGGUGGCCAAAGCCGUCUCACACUCCUUGAAUAACUGCGUGAAUUGUCUCCCUGGACAGAAGGAUGUGGACGUGGCCUUGAAGAGCAUUGGCGAGUCCAGCAAGAAGCUGCUUGUGGACUCGUUACCUCCCAGCACGAAACCUUUCCAGGAAGCCCAGAGUGAACUAAACCAAGCAGCGGCUGAUCUGAACCAGUCUGCUGGGGAAGUGGUCCAUGCCACCCGGGGCCAGAGCGGAGAGCUGGCCGCAGCCUCUGGAAAGUUCAGUGACGAUUUUGAUGAAUUCCUUGAUGCUGGCAUUGAGAUGGCAGGCCAAGCUCAGACGAAAGAAGACCAGAUCCAAGUGAUAGGAAACCUCAAGAAUAUCUCUAUGGCAUCCAGCAAGCUGUUGUUAGCUGCCAAGUCUCUAUCUGUAGAUCCAGGAGCCCCCAAUGCAAAAAAUCUCCUGGCAGCUGCUGCAAGAGCUGUGACAGAGAGUAUCAAUCAGCUCAUUACUCUGUGCACCCAGCAAGCUCCAGGCCAGAAAGAAUGUGAUAAUGCCCUGCGGGAGCUGGAGACUGUCAAGGGGAUGUUGGACAAUCCUAAUGAACCUGUCAGUGACCUCUCUUACUUUGAUUGCAUUGAGAGUGUGAUGGAAAACUCCAAGGUUCUGGGCGAGUCGAUGGCAGGGAUUUCGCAGAACGCCAAGACUGGGGACCUCCCUGCCUUUGGGGAGUGUGUGGGGAUUGCGUCCAAAGCCCUCUGUGGGCUGACAGAGGCUGCAGCCCAGGCUGCAUACCUGGUGGGCAUCUCCGAUCCAAAUAGCCAGGCAGGCCACCAGGGCCUCGUGGACCCCAUCCAGUUCGCCAGGGCUAACCAGGCUAUCCAGAUGGCAUGCCAGAACCUGGUGGACCCCGGCAGCAGCCCGUCACAGGUUCUGUCAGCGGCCACCAUUGUCGCCAAGCACACCUCGGCCCUGUGCAACGCCUGCCGCAUUGCCUCGUCCAAGACCGCCAACCCAGUGGCCAAGAGACACUUUGUCCAGUCAGCCAAGGAAGUUGCCAAUAGCACUGCCAACCUAGUGAAGACCAUCAAGGCCCUGGAUGGGGAUUUCUCUGAAGACAAUCGCAAUAAGUGUCGCAUUGCCACCGCACCCUUGAUCGAAGCUGUGGAGAACCUGACAGCAUUCGCAUCCAACCCUGAGUUUGUCAGCAUUCCUGCCCAGAUUAGCUCUGAGGGUUCUCAGGCACAGGAACCGAUCCUGGUCUCAGCUAAGACCAUGCUGGAGAGUUCAUCAUACCUCAUUCGCACUGCACGCUCACUGGCCAUCAACCCCAAAGAUCCGCCCACCUGGUCUGUGCUAGCUGGACACUCCCACACUGUGUCUGACUCUAUCAAGAGUCUCAUCACCUCUAUCAGGGACAAGGCCCCUGGGCAGAGAGAGUGUGACUACUCCAUCGAUGGCAUCAACCGGUGCAUCCGGGACAUUGAGCAGGCCUCUCUGGCAGCUGUCAGCCAGAGUUUGGCCACGAGGGAUGACAUCUCUGUGGAGGCCCUGCAAGAGCAGCUAACUUCAGUGGUCCAAGAAAUCGGGCACCUUAUCGAUCCCAUCGCCACAGCGGCUCGGGGAGAAGCAGCUCAGCUGGGACAUAAGGUGACACAGCUGGCGAGCUACUUUGAGCCCCUGAUCUUAGCAGCCGUUGGAGUCGCCUCCAAGAUCCUGGAUCAUCAGCAGCAGAUGACAGUGCUGGACCAGACCAAGACGUUGGCAGAAUCUGCCCUGCAGAUGUUGUACGCAGCCAAAGAAGGUGGUGGAAACCCCAAGGCUCAGCACACCCACGAUGCCAUCACAGAGGCUGCCCAGCUCAUGAAGGAGGCUGUAGAUGACAUCAUGGUGACACUGAAUGAAGCCGCCAGUGAAGUGGGGCUGGUGGGAGGCAUGGUCGACGCCAUUGCAGAGGCCAUGAGCAAGCUGGAUGAAGGCACUCCUCCAGAACCAAAGGGAACAUUUGUCGACUAUCAGACGACUGUGGUUAAAUACUCCAAAGCCAUUGCGGUGACAGCUCAGGAAAUGAUCGGCUUCCAGAUUCGCACUCGUGUGCAAGACCUGGGCCACGGCUGUAUCUUCCUGGUGCAGAAGGCGGGGGCGCUCCAGAUAUGCCCCACAGACAGCUACACCAAAAGGGAGCUCAUCGAGUGUGCCCGCGCAGUCACAGAGAAGGUGUCCUUGGUGCUAUCAGCUCUCCAGGCUGGGAACAAGGGGACUCAGGCAUGUAUCACAGCCGCCACUGCUGUGUCUGGGAUUAUUGCCGACCUGGACACCACCAUCAUGUUUGCAACCGCGGGGACCCUGAAUGCAGAGAAUAACGAGACCUUUGCAGACCACAGGGAGAACAUCCUGAAGACAGCCAAAGCCUUGGUGGAAGAUACGAAGCUGCUGGUGUCAGGGGCUGCGUCCACACCAGACAAGCUGGCCCAGGCGGCCCAGUCAUCAGCAGCCACCAUCACCCAGCUCGCUGAGGUGGUCAAGCUGGGGGCUGCCAGCCUGGGCUCUGAUGACCCCGAGACACAGGUGGUAUUGAUCAAUGCCAUCAAAGAUGUAGCCAAGGCCCUUUCGGAUCUGAUUGGCGCUACCAAGGGAGCUGCCAGCAAGCCUGCUGAUGACCCCUCUAUGUACCAGCUCAAGGGGGCGGCCAAGGUGAUGGUGACCAAUGUCACCUCCCUCCUCAAGACCGUAAAGGCAGUGGAGGACGAGGCCACCCGAGGUACACGGGCACUUGAGGCCACAAUCGAGUACAUGAAACAGGAGCUCACGGUGUUCCAGUCCAAAGAAGUACCUGAAAAGACCUCCUCACCUGAAGAAUCCAUAAGGAUGACAAAAGGCAUCACCAUGGCGACAGCCAAAGCCGUGGCCGCUGGGAACUCAUGCAGGCAGGAGGAUGUGAUUGCCACCGCCAACCUGAGCCGGAAAGCCGUGUCAGAUAUGUUGACAGCUUGUAAGCAAGCCUCUUUCCACCCUGAUGUCAGCGAGGAGGUGCGCACCAGAGCUUUGCGGUACGGGACGGAGUGCACCCUUGGCUACCUAGACCUUCUCGAGCACGUCUUGGUGAUCCUUCAGAAGCCAAGCCCAGAACUCAAGCACCAACUGGCUGCUUUCUCCAAGCGCGUUGCUGGCGCCGUGACUGAGCUGAUCCAGGCCGCAGAAGCCAUGAAAGGAACAGAGUGGGUGGAUCCAGAAGACCCAACCGUCAUUGCAGAAACAGAAUUACUGGGGGCCGCAGCAUCCAUUGAGGCUGCUGCUAAGAAGUUAGAGCAACUGAAGCCAAGAGCAAAACCAAAACAAGCAGAUGAGACCCUGGAUUUUGAAGAACAGAUUUUGGAAGCUGCUAAAUCCAUUGCUGCUGCCACAAGUGCCCUGGUCAAAUCGGCCUCGGCAGCCCAGAGGGAGCUGGUGGCCCAAGGAAAGGUGGGUUCCAUCCCUGCCAAUGCUGCGGAUGACGGACAGUGGUCCCAGGGACUGAUUUCUGCCGCCCGGAUGGUGGCAGCUGCAACCAGCAAUCUCUGCGAGGCGGCCAAUGCCUCAGUGCAGGGACAUGCCAGUGAGGAGAAGCUCAUCUCAUCCGCCAAGCAGGUCGCUGCCUCCACGGCUCAGCUGCUCGUGGCCUGCAAGGUGAAGGCCGACCAGGAUUCAGAGGCCAUGAGGCGGCUACAGGCAGCAGGAAAUGCUGUGAAAAGAGCCUCAGAUAAUCUCGUUCGUGCAGCCCAGAAGGCAGCAUUUGGCAAAGCCGAUGAUGACGAUGUUGUAGUGAAAACAAAGUUUGUAGGGGGCAUUGCUCAGAUCAUUGCUGCCCAGGAGGAAAUGUUGAAAAAAGAACGAGAACUGGAAGAAGCAAGGAAAAAACUGGCCCAGAUCCGCCAGCAGCAGUAUAAAUUCCUACCCACUGAGCUGAGGGAGGAUGAAGGCUAAGGCCAGAGCCAAGAUGGCAUGCCCCAGGGGAUGGCUCUGCGAGAACUGGCCGAACAGUGUUCCUGAGACACUGGGCACUUACCUGGAAACUGCCCGCCUCCCCCUGGGGCCAACCCAGAGCCCUGCGUGCUCACUCACGUCUCUGUCCUGUAGGGCACCGGCUGCAUGAUCGUGAUGUCACACGGUACAGUGUCCCACCCACAGCUCCUUCGCCACCUCCCCUCAUGCCUCACCGGAUCUCAGGAGAGAGGGGCGCACGUUUCGUGAACUGUUACCAAAAAAGAGAAGUCAGUAUUACGUCGUUCUCAGACACUUUUGUUUUUGUUGGUCUUUCUCUAGGCCCCCCCCCUCCUGGGCCUUCUGGGAAAUUAUAAGAGGAAAAAAAUAAUGGCUUGGGGAAAAUCGUUGACAUCCUAGAUAUUAUCCUCCCUCUCAGGAGAAGAUGGAAGCUGGAGUUGGACACGGUUAAUAGAAGCCAGAAGCAUAAACCAGUGUGGACUCCAGGAGGACAACUCGGGUCCUUCUGUGUCUCUAGCACUGGCUCACCCAGAGGGUAGAGAAUUCCUACUCCCAUUUGCACGCUUUCUUGCCUCCGUGUGUAAGCUCCUUGUACAAUCUAGACCCAUCUUGUAUUCUGUGGCCCAAAAAAAAUGAACAUUUAUUUUUUCCUCCAUAAUCCAAAGGGCAGAAGUAUGGGGGACUGCCAGGGCUUGGUAAGCAGGGGUGGUAAUAAAAUGUGUGGGCUCCUUACUCUGCAGAGCUGUUUCAGUUCAUACAAAUUCACCCACACAAACCCACAUCCUCCAGGUGACCCUUUGCACAACAUCCCCCUCCUAAGCAUUCGAGGUGGGGACUCAGCUAGAAUAAAGCAAUUCCCUGGUGUCUCCACCUUCCUGGUCCUACAUUGGCUCCUCUGCUCUCAAAAUGGUUAGCUUUCAGGAUCGCAAGGCAUCUGUUUCAAAAUCUGUCACCUGUCCUGCAUCCCAAGAUGGACAUUUUUUUCUGUGUCUUGAUACUCUCAAAAUCUAGAUGCACCCUACAAUCAAUGUGAAUCUUUAACAAGAUAGUUUUGCUGACUCUUGUGUCUUAUGAGUAAAGGCACGUGGUGUUUCCAGAGUCUGUCUUCUGGAUGCCACACUUCCUAGAUUUAAUUUUUCCUUUCAGAGCCCCUCCCCCAUUUUUAAGGGCAUGGUAAGACCUUGAAUUUACCUUUAAUCUGAGCCUUUAAUCAAGACAGUACAUGAAGGACGAAUGACUGGUGGAAUAGGUCCUAAUGCCAGGUAGCCAGUGAUUUGGAAAGAAUUCAUGAGGGGAAGACAGUGGUAAUGGAGGUACAUGGGUUUUGAAGACAGCCAUCCUCCUGCUCUGCAGUGACGUGGUGUCACAUCUCCUUUCUCAUCCACAGAAUGGCUUCAGGAUUCCACCCAGGGUAAAAGUGGAUGCUUUGGUCCUCAAAAGGCACCACUUCUUUUAGGCCUCGCCCCAUGGUGCUGCUUCGGGAGACUCUAGCCCAUGUUGUAGUUUUAAAAUCUCAUUAAACUUAGGACAGCACCCCAUAUUUAUGAGAGACUUGUAAGUGCUACACAUAGAGAUGUUUUUCCAGAUAAACAGGCAGUUAGAGAAGAUAUAGUGCAAAUAAAAAGCAAGUGGGAAGAGUAUGUAGGGGAUAGGGGUGGGGGGGGUGGAGGCACCAACUCUGAAGAGGAGGGAGCCACAGAGCCCUGGUCUCUCGGAAAUGCCGGCACACUCUCGGCUCUCCCCGAGGGUAGCUAGUACAACCCUUCAUACCUGCCCUGGGAUAAAAACUGAGGGCUCCAUGGAUGGACGGGCACAGGGUGCCUUCUGAGGCUGUUAAUCAGACCUGAAGGCUCAGAGUCAAGGUGUGCUAAUGGCCUCAUGUAGCAGCACCUGGGGAGCCCCUCCUCCCUGUGGCCCACCCUCACUAUAUUCUCUUCCAGACUAUGAGGUUGCUUCUCCCCUUGCCCAUGUCCCCUGUCCCAUCCUGGCAUCCCGGGAGCCGGGCAGGUUUGGGCAAUGAGUUCUCUCUCCCUGCCUCGGAGUGGUUGAAAACUUCUACCGCACUUGACACAGCAAAACCUACCAAGACAGGCCAGAGGAGAGGCCUGUCCUUGAUGACUUGAGAGAGCAGGCAUGGAACAAAGUUUAUUUUUGUAGGACCUAUGUACAUAUGCUCCUGUCUCGAGUGUUCUGCUGCUAGGAGCUGGGGGAAGUCGGUUCCCAGUUCUCACUGGGCAUGAGGCUGGUUUUUCCUCUAUUCCUUUCCUUGUCCACACUGCAUACGUGUAUGUGAAUGGCCUCGUGGCUGCCUUGGUCUUUUCUCAUGUCAUAAAUUGAUUGAGAACUGUGCUUUGAGUGUUAUUUAAUAGGCACGUGACCCCAGAUGGCAUCAAGGGGGCUGCUGGCUCUUCUUCAAAGGGAGAUCAUGCAGAUAGGAGUUGCAUUUGGGGUGUGAGCUUUCACUCAGGAGCGUCUAACGAGGAGAUGGUUUCAAGGUAAAAAUGAUGCCAGGCCUGGAGCAUAGUAACGUUUCUCUCCAUGUGAAGGGAAAGCAGGUGUGGGCUGCCUGAGGGGAACUAUCACUGGGCUUCAAAGCCUUCAGCUCAUCUUCGUGCUUAGAAGCUUCUCUCUUGGAAGGUCAAGAAAGGAACCUGAACUGACUUCAGAACCGCUCUCAGUGAUGUGGGAGCCUCAGUUUUGCUUGGUGCUGCCCUUUAAAGAGCUUUGGGUAAGGAUGCUUAAAGCCACACUCAGUUAAGGACCAGCCCUUGUUCAAAUUCUGCCGGUGUCCCAGCAGGUGUGGCGAUGGUGGUUGGCGUGAGCGGUGUCCUGAGUCCUGGGCAGCUGUGUAGUCGGGUGUCAGGGGCCCUCAGGCCACCUGCAGAGGAGCCACAUGGCCUUGAGGGAGGAGCCACCUGAACCACAACAAAUGCUUUAUCACAGCAAACUCUUUGGGCUCCUCAGGGAUCUCCCAGUGUGCUGCUUGGGUGUUUCAUCGGUCCGUGAGUUUCUAGUAACCAAAGCCCGUUCCUAACUUAUCAAUGUGUUAAUACCAAAAUUCACCACCCCCCAAGAGAGUGAACCCCACCACCAAAGUGAUCCCUGGGCAGGGCAAUGGUGGUGAGCCGGCUGUGGUCUCCACUCCUGGGGGACUAGACUAGGGGUUCUCCUCAACAGUGAGCCCUACAACUCCCCCAGCUCUGAGGUUCUGGACUGUGGCAGGGCCUCUGGGGGUUCUGGCCUUGAGACCCCGGCACAGACUAUGAGCACGUUCAGCUCUCAGAUUCCUGGAGGAAGUGUCCCCUCUGCUGACCAAGGGAGUAGCCACCUCUGAGACUCUUCGGGGUACCAGGGAGCUGAGGGUAAACACAUCCUUCAAGCUAAGAGGCAGUAGCAUUCAGAAACCCAGAGAUCCUGACAGCUGUGCCAGGGGCUCAGUUCCAACUCCCCAAGGUCUCUUCAGGGUGGUGGCCUCAGGGGGAAGGUGUCUUUCACCCACAGGGCCCCCCAAGUAAUGACAUUUAAAAGUCCCUGAGACUACAGCUCCAUCUUUCUGAGCAUCUUCUUGGUAUGUUUAUGGUCAUUGGGAACGGGCAUGUGACAGAGCUUCUGUUGACUCAUUUAAAAAAAAGUGAUGAAGAGACAUUUCUGUAAAAGAGUUUGGGCCGUGGCCUUCCAGCACCCCCGUAAGCCACCAGUGUCUCAGUCACCCUGUCAGCUUUGGCAUCUCCUGGGUCCACAGAGCACGAGGCUGGGUUUCCCUCGGCCACCUUCUCACCUGGCUACAAAAUGUAGAAGCAAACAGGAAAGUUAAGCUCUGCCCCAUGUCAUAAUGUCUUUAUUGAUCUGAUCGCAUAAAUUAUUUUUUUUUAAUUCACCAGAAAUAAACUUUUAAAGGAA